Cooperia oncophora is the source of this 453-nucleotide messenger RNA. Lineage: Eukaryota; Metazoa; Nematoda; Chromadorea; Rhabditida; Trichostrongylidae. The record is from the annotation of a GenBank genome assembly.
AUGCCAGGGUUCAACGUCUGGCUACGAUUUGGCGGAAAGCAGCGAAGUUGGAUCAACUCGAUAGGUCGCUUGGUGGAGCUUCGAAAAAAAGAGCGAAAGGUCGUCAUUGAGAAGGCAAAGAUCACGCUGUGCGAAUUGAGCGGGUCAUUCUGGUUCGGAUCCAAGGCGGUCACCCACCGCGCUGGUGGUCUUGAUUUGAAAACGCAAGAAGCCGCACUUCGUUCUGGGCCGGAUGUGGUCGUCGCUACUCCAGGACGACUCAUUGAUCAUUUGCACAAUUCACCAUCCUUUUCUCUGAAUAAUAUUGAGGUUCUUGUUUUGGAUGAGGCCGAUCGCAUGCUUGAAGAAGCGUUCAAAGACCAAAUGAAUGAGCUUAUUCGACUUUGUGCACCUAAUCGCCAGACUUUGCUGUUUUCAGCAACAAUGACCGACCAAGUGAGUUUCGGAAUCUAA